GGACUCCGCCGCCGCGGCUCCGCGCCGCCCGCCCGCCCGCCCGCUGCCCGCUCCCUGCCCGCCCGCUGCCUGCCGCCGGGCCCAUGGCGAGCACGUCGGCGGAGAUCAUCGCCUUCCUGCUGACCAUCUCCGGUUGGGUGCUGGUCUCCUCCACGCUACCCACCGACUACUGGAAGGUGUCCACCAUCGACGGCACGGUCAUCACCACCGCCACCUUCUGGGCCAACCUCUGGAAGACCUGCGUGACCGACUCCACGGGAGUCUCCAACUGCAAGGACUUCCCAUCCAUGCUGGCGUUGGACGGUUACAUCCAAGCCUGCAGAGGACUGAUGAUCUCCGCUGUCUGCCUGGGCUUCUUCGGUGCCGUUUUUGGACUGGUUGGGAUGAAGUGUACAAAAGUCGGAGGCUCUGAUCAGACUAAAGCAAAAAUAGCUUGUUUAGCUGGACUGAUUUUCAUACUCUCUGGGCUGUGCUCUAUGACUAGUUGUUCCCUGUAUGCAAACAGGAUUACGUCUGAGUUCUUUGAUCCUUCUUUUGUUGCGCAAAAGUAUGAAUUAGGAGCAGCUUUGUUCAUUGGAUGGGCUGGAGCUUCACUGUGCAUAAUUGGUGGCAGUAUAUUCUGCUUCUCGAUAGCUGAAAACAGUAAUUCUCCAAGGAGGGGGUAUGCGUAUAAUGGAGCCACAUCCGUGAUGUCUUCUCGUACAAAGGUCCACAACAGUGUCCCAGACAAAACCCCACCAAAGCACUUUGACAAGAAUGCUUAUGUUUAAUUGUACUGUUGGAAGAUUCAGAGAGUUUUAAAAAUGAGUUUGUAUGUUUUGUGCAGAGUGAUUUCCCCUCCCCCCAACCCAAUAUAAUUACCACUAAAACAAUGACUUUUUAAAACAUUAACUUGCAGCUUUUUACACAUUGAUGUAAAUUUUAUUAUAUAAUAUUUUAAGAUUGAUGUUGGUAUUGUAAAGUUUAUACCUGGAAAUCAUGAGCUGAUGUUGCUUUAUUGAAAAAAAAAAAAAUAAAUGGGAUAUUUACCA
Phalacrocorax carbo (great cormorant) is the source of this 1031-nucleotide messenger RNA. NCBI's taxonomy places the organism in Eukaryota, Metazoa, Chordata, Aves, Suliformes, Phalacrocoracidae. The record is from RefSeq and is a predicted model, not a curated record.